Molecule: messenger RNA, 1773 nt
Organism: Eurytemora carolleeae
Lineage: Eukaryota; Metazoa; Arthropoda; Copepoda; Calanoida; Temoridae
Exons: 16
Coding region: 105-1235 (376 amino acids)
Source: RefSeq, a predicted model, not a curated record
UCGUGUACUGUAAAACUUAAUUGUACAAGGUUGUACAAGAGUCAGCUGUUGACAGAAACGUUAUACAACGAAUUGCUCGCUCCUCAUUGGCUGUAGAAGUAAACAUGGACUCAAUUACUGUCACAACUAAAACACCGAAUUGCCACAUGGUUGGGUUUGAAACUGUUGAUACUAAACUGAAAGGAAGUUGGACAGUUAUACAGAAAUCAGCUGAUGCAGAAUCUAAGGAUGUUUUGGUGCGAAGUGAUCUUGCAGCAAAAAUAAUGAGUACUGUUGGGGUGACUAAGGCGGAGCAUAAGUUGCCAUUUUUCCCUCUUAUAUUCUCGGAUAACAAGAUGACUGUUUUUGACAAUGAUCCUUUGUACACAUCUCUUCCUUCGGACAGGAAAUUGGACGAGGUUCAUCUUAAAGUUGUGAUGAAGUCCCUGGCGAGGCUUCACGCCAUCAGCUUCAUCUUCUUCAAGAGAAGUAAUGAUGAAAACUCCAAGGCACUCCUCAGUGAUUCCGCUUUCACAGAAGAAAACAGAGCUACGACGACUAAAUUGCUGGAGAAUAGAUUGGAUCGGGUUUUGACAACCCUAGCAGCGGAGGGAUGUAGUGAGGAGGAGAUAAAGAUGGUGAAAACAUUGAAGAACAGCCUCUACAAUAUAUACAAGGAGGCCGCCACUAGCAACAGUUUACUACCUGUUCUCUGCCAUGGAGAACCUACCCCAGCCAACAUCAAGUUCAAGUAUGCUGCUGAUGGUCUCCCUAUUGAUGCCAGGUUUGUGAACCUGGAGAAGUGUAGAUAUGGUUCUGGAGUGAAUGAUAUUCAUCUAUUCAUUAACUCAUCUGGAAACAAUACAGCUAGAGAGGACUUCCUUCUUAGGUUUGUUUACUACGAAGCUUUGGUUUCCCUGCUUAAGGUUUACGGAGAGAAGAAUGUUUUCAGCUUCGAUGAACUUAAAUCCGAGUUUGUGCAGAAACGUCUUUAUGGAUAUAUACAGAGCAGUUUUAUACUAGCAGAGGGUCAUGGGACCGGUCAUGUUUCAAAGAAAACUGUUUCUGCUCCCGUAGUUCAGUCUCAACAAGGCACCAAGGCAGUUGAAAGCAAGAUUUUGGGUAAAUUCUUCCCUGGGCGUGCCAAGGUGGCAGCAGUGGCAAAGUUCAACCAAGUGGAGAAAGGAUCGGUGAUGGAUAAGGAAGAUGUAGGUUCCAGGGUCCGAGACAUCAUCAUGAAAGCAAUGAAGGUUUAAGGAGGAAUAAGAAGUGCCAAGUCACCCAUGAUGAACUGCAUUGAAUGAUUUUACAGAUUUUAUUAUUUUGUUAAAGGGACUGUAAGCGUAAAUUCAAGUGACCCUCUGUUUAAAGAGGACAGCACCCAAUUCACAACAGUACCUCCUUAAAAGCUUUGUGUGCAGGUAAAUAUGAAUUAGGCUACCAUGUUUAUAAUUUUGGAAACCGAUUAUUUUCAAUUCUGGGUUCUCUCCAAAGUGAACUACGCAUUUCUUUUGCAGGAAUAUAUGGAGAAUUAUUAUCAGAAUUGAAAACUUUUAAGCCUAGAAAAACGACAAUUUCUUCCCCAGGGUACAGUUGUGGAUAGGGCAUAGCAACUUGUAUUGAGGGUCACUUGAUAUAACGCUUACAAUCCUUUUCAUAAGCUAUAGUUUUAAUCACUUUGAAUUUCUUAUGGUCAUUGUUGUUGAUUUUUUUAGACCUAAUUUUUUCUUCAAAUUGUCAAUUAUAAAUUAGUUUACCUAUAGCAUGAGAAAUAUAUAUAUAUUCUAUAUUUAU